Molecule: messenger RNA, 1968 nt
Organism: Coprinopsis cinerea okayama7#130
Lineage: Eukaryota; Fungi; Basidiomycota; Agaricomycetes; Agaricales; Psathyrellaceae
Product: protein transporter
Exons: 9
Coding region: 1-1968 (655 amino acids)
Biological process (GO): protein retention in Golgi apparatus; retrograde transport, endosome to Golgi
Cellular component (GO): endosome
Molecular function (GO): phosphatidylinositol binding
Source: RefSeq, a predicted model, not a curated record
AUGGACGGCUUUGACGACCUUCUUGCUCCGACACGACAGGCUCUUGAGACUAACCCAUUCGCUGAAGGAUUCCAUCGGUCAGGCUCACCAGAUCCAUGGGCGUCGCCGUUCACCUCGAAUAACGCCAAUGACGGUUUUGGUACCUCGAGUAUAUACGAUGAUCACAACCCAUUUAGUAGCAGUGUGAAUCCCUACGCAUCCCCGACAACCCCAGCCUUUGGGUCGCCAAAGGCCGAGGAGAAGGAUUUGUCUCCAGAACCAGAGGACGGCGAGCAGCCGACACCUGCCAACGAACCAUCAGACCCUCUCGACUCGGCGAACGCGACGCUGGAUGACGAUGAAGACAACCGACCGCUUGGAACGCUGCGUUCACCCGGAUUUCGCGAGAGUGUGGCGCCCAUUAGCAGUGCAUACCCCGAACCCGCACAUAGCUAUACCUCUACGCCGACGAGGUCGAGGACGCCUGACACCGAUGUCGACAGCAAGCUCCCAACCAAAAUCACUGUGGCCCCUCCAUCUGCUAUUCAAGCACAACAUAUCCAGCAAUCGACGGAGGCCGCGAGUAGCUCUCGUAUCGUCUCCCCACUCGAAGAAACGACGACGAGCGCAUUGGAGCGAUCGCUUGGAGGAUUGGCUCUUGGGCCUGAUGUUCUGGGGUCUGGUUCUAACAGUCGAGGAUGGCAGCAAGAUGACACGAGUGCAUGGGGAAGAACCGACUUGCCCCCUACUCCAGUAACACCAGUGCAAAAUCCCCCUCCAGACGAUGACAGCGACGAUGAUAAACCCAUUAAUCAAGUUCUCAAGAGGCAUAGCCAAGACGAAAGUCAUAACACUCCUCAGACAACUGACAAUGGGAUACCACCUGUCUUCGUGAUCACAGUCGAUGACCCACAAAAGGUCGGAGACCCGUUGCGCCCAUACAUCAUGUACACCGUCCACACUCGCACAACAUCCCCACUCUUCCACAAGUCUGCAUUUUCCGUGCUGCGGCGUUACUCUGACUUUGUAUGGCUAUAUGAGGCACUCUGUUACAACAAUCCAGGUGUUGUCGUACCACCUGUUCCGGAGAAGAGCUCUUUUGGGCGAUUCGAAGACCAAUUCGUUCGACAGCGGCGCCUGGGACUUGAGAAGUGUAUUCAGAAGAUGGCUAAUCAUCCCGUCCUUGCCAAGGACCCUGAUUUGAGGCUAUUCUUAGAGAGCGAUACUUUCUCAUUGGAUAUUAAGCAUCGCAAGUCGGAAACACCGCAUGAGAACAAGGGUCUCAUUGCCUCUAUUGGACAGACGUUGGCAGGUCCACGGUUCCAUGAAACGGACGAAUGGUUCGAGAAGAAAAAAUCAUAUCUAGACAGUUUGGAAUCUCAACUUCGUGGCCUGGCCAAGUCAAUUGAAUUCGUUGCACGGCAUCGAACAGAAUUGGCGCUUGCAACUGGCGAAUUUGCAACCGCCGUUUCCGACCUAUCCUCAUCCGAUGUUGGGAAGCAAUUAUCGCAUGCCCUUGCAGAACUUGCAGAACUCGAACGCAAAGCCCAAGAUCUCCAGAACACACAGUCGGAACAGGAUCAAUCGACGCUUAUGGCUACGGUCGAUGAAGUACGCAUCUAUCACGCCUGGAAGAACGCGGAAAGCGAUCUCCUGCGGACAAAGCAGACGCAUGAGAAGAACAGGGCCCAGGGAAAGAUUCCUUCGGAACGCCUCGGCUAUUCGUUAAGUCAAAUUGCAGAGGCGGAGCGACGCGCUUCGGAAGCCAAGAAGGAAUACGAGCAUGUUUCGACGCUUGUCAAAUCUGAAGUUGCGAGAUUUGAGCAGGAGAGAAUCGAGGACUUCAAGGAUACGUUACAUGCUUUCCUCGAAGGCAUGAUCUCACGACAGAAGGAGCUCAUUGCUAGCUGGGAAAAUUACCAGCAACUGCUUUUGAAGCGAGUGGGUGGAGGUGGACCUGGCAGCACAAGAACCUCCCAAGACUUGUAG